AUGAGACGUGCAAAAGUAUUUUCUGGUUCUUCACACCCCGAACUUGCGGAAUUUAUAUGCGAAAAGUUAGGAAUACCUCCAGCUCCUGUUACGUUAAAGAAAUUUAGUAAUCAAGAAACUUCUGUUGAAAUUGGGUGCUCCGUUCGUAAUGAGGAUGUUUACAUUAUUCAAUCCGGUUCAAAUAAUGUUAAUGACCAUCUUAUGGAAUUAUUAAUUAUGAUUUCAGCAUGCAAAGGCUCAUCAGCAAGUCGAAUUACUGUGGUGGCCAAUUUGCUUUCGGUCGCUGGUGUAGAUCAUAUUAUCACGAUGGAUCUUCACGCGUCACAAAUGCAGGGCUUUUUCAAUAAGCCAGUUGAUAAUUUAUACGCUGAACCAAGUAUUGCUAAAUGGAUUCAAGAUUCUGUUCCUGAAUACAUUAAUGGCGUAGUCGUUAGUAAAAAUGCUGGCGGUGCAAAAAGAGUAACGUCUCUUGCCGAUCGUCUUAAAAUUGAUUUUGCGCUUAUUCAUACUGAUUGUACACGAGCUAAUCUUAUUACAUCAAUUGUUGACGAAAAACUCAAUGAUGAAAAUGACGAAGAAGUUACAUUAUCAAAAGAUGCACUUUCAGUAGAUGAAGAAACUAGUAGUACUAUAACACUUGUAGGCGAUGUUGCUGGAAAAGUUGUCUUUAUAGUCGAUGAUAUGGUCGACAAAUCAGGUUCGUUUAUAGCAGCCGCAGAACAUUUGAUGAAAAAGUGUAACGCAAAACGUGUUUACGUAAUUGCUACUCAUGGAAUUUUAAGUGGUGAUAGCAUCAAAGAGAUAGAGCGUUGCAAGAGCAUACAUCAGCUGGUGAUUACAAAUACUUUUCCAAUUCCACAUGAGAAAAGAUGUCAAAGUACAAAGAUUGUAAUAAUUGAUGUUUCCGCUACAUUAGCUGAAGCAAUUCGAAGAACUCAUAAUGGCGAAAGCAUUAGUUAUUUAUUUUAUACUGCAUUAUAA
Funneliformis geosporum is the source of this 981-nucleotide messenger RNA. The record is from the annotation of a GenBank genome assembly. Lineage: Eukaryota; Fungi; Glomeromycota; Glomeromycetes; Glomerales; Glomeraceae.